CGAAACGAAACGAAACAGAACGAAAGACAUACGAAUCAAAGGAAAUCGCUACCUACUCGCGUAAAUAUACAGUUUUGUAAUGUUUUAUCGUGCAUUUAUUAAAUCCUAAGUAGUGUAGCAUGAUGAUAUGAGUACUAAACAAUAUAAAUCAAAAGAAAUAUGUUAUUGUUCAAGUGUAGUGACGAAUGUUUUGGAGGAGAAAGUGUCAUGUGAAACUGGAGAAUUGCCUUCAAUGAUGUGGAAGAGGUCGAUUGUGCAAGCGGCGGAGUACGCUCGCGGCGCCACGGCCCUGGCGCUCGCGCUGCUCGUAUUCACGAUGGUUUGUGGGGAGGUGACGUGCGCGGACCUGGUGAUCGAGAUCCCGGGGUCCGGCGCGGAGGGCGGCCGCUACCGGCUCGACUACCGGCCGCCGCACGGCAAGCCCGCGCCCAACUACACCGUCCCGGCGCGGGCCUCCACUAUCAACUUCCAGGGCCUGCCCGGCACCAAGUACCACUUUAUGCUGUACUACUCCAAUGCCACCUUCGCAGAUCUGCUCACGUGGAACCAGACUAUCAUCACAGCGCCGGAGCCGCCCACCAACCUGACGGUGACGCUGGGCCGCAACAAGCAGGCCACCAUCGCCUGGUCGCCGCCCGCGCACGGGGACUACUCCGGGUUCCGGUUUAAGGUGAUCCCGCUGUCGGAGCGGCCGGGCGCGGACGCGGCCCGCAACAUCUCGGUGGAGGGCGCGGGCAACUGGACGCACACGCUGCGCGAGCUGGCGCCCGGCGCCACCUACCAGCUGCACGCCUUCACGCUGCUGCACGACAAGGAGAGCGCCGCCUACGCCUCCAGGAACUUCACCACACGGCCCAACACGCCGGGCAAGUUCAUCGUGUGGUUCCGCAACGAGACCACGCUGCUGGUGCUGUGGCAGCCGCCCUACCCGCCCGGCCAGUACACGCACUAUAAGGUGUCGAUAGUGCCUCCGGACGCGCUGGAGUCCGAGCAGUACGUGGAGAAGGAGGGAGAGCCGCCGGGCCCAGCGCAGGCCGCCUUCAAGGGGCUGGUGCCGGGGCGGCCCUACAACAUCUCGGUGCAGACGGUGUCGGAGCCCGAGAUCUCGGCGCCCACCACCGCGCAGUACCGCACCGUGCCGCUGCGGCCGCGGAACGUCACGCUGGACGCCGCCGCGCUCAGCGAGACCGGCUUCCGCGUCACGUGGCUGCCGCCGCUCGAGGAGAGCGAGUUCGAGCGCUACCAGGUGUCGGUGGCGGGCGCGGGCGCGGCGCGGCGGCCGGCGCCCGUGCUGCGCGCGCGCAACGAGUCGGCCAGCGCCGCCUUCGACGCGCUGGAGCCGGGCGCGCGCUACACCGUCGUCGUCAAGACCAUGUCCGGCAAGGUCACCUCGUGGCCCGCCUCGGCCGAGGUCACGCUCAAGCCGCUGCCGGUGCGCAACCUGUCGUGGCGGCUGGCGGCGGGCGAGGCCGUCACGGUGGCGUGGGCGCCCGCCGACCACAGCACGCAGGACGAGUACAAGGUGUCAUACCACGAAGCGGGUCCCGCGCGUGACGACAGCAACACGCUGACCACGCCAGCCACCAACGUCACGCUGGAGGCUCUGCUGCCCGGGAGGAACUACACCGUCACUGUGUGCGCGGUGUCCCACGGCGUGGAGUCGAACGAGAGCCAGUUCUCGGUGCUGACGCGGCCGCUGGCGCCCGUGCUGCUGGGCGCCGAGCCCGGGGCGCGCGCCCUGCGGCUGGCGUGGCGCUCCGACGUCAACUCGCGCCAGGACCGCUACCAGCUGCGCUACCGCCCGCUGAAGCAUGCCCAGCCGCGCACGCUGGAGACUCAAGACACAAGUGCAGAACUUGAAGACUUAUUCCCGGGUGCGGUGUACGAGAUACAAGUGGUGGCCAUAAGUCACGGUCUGCGUAGCGAGAAACACACAAUCUACAAACCAGUCCGUCCCCUCCCUCCCCUGGAGCUGUCGGUGGAGCGCCUGACGUCGAACUCCGUGGGCGUGCGCUGGCGCGGGCCGGCCGCCGACAGCGCCGUGGGCGAGUUCCUGCUGGCCUACCGCACGCAGGACGAGCGACACGAGCAGACCUUGCCCGCCUCCGCCACCUACGCAGAGAUCAGCAACAUGACGCACGGGGAGCGGUACAUCAUCAGCCUGGACACAGGCAGCGAGCCCGCCGAGGGAGAGAGCGUGCCCAGCGGGAACCCCCUCACCAGGCUCCACACCGUGCGUCCCAACCCGGUGUCGAACGUGGCGGCGCUGGUGGACACCCGCAACAUGACGCUGGAGUGGCCGCGACCAGGGGGCAGGGCCGAGCGCUUCCAGCUGCGGUGGAGACCUUCCGACCCUGAGGACGCCGGGAUGCCCGAGCAGGAGCGCAACCUGACGGCGGGGUCCGGCAAGACGGUGCGCGCGCUGCUGGACGGGCUGCAGCCCGGCACCGGCUACACGCUGCACAUCGCCGCGCACUCCUACAACCUCACCAGCGACACCUUCACCAUGGACACCAGGACACGUCCGUUGAUUCAGUCGGAGAUGACAAUCGUUAACGAGUCGGGCGACCCCGACGCCGAGAACGAGACUCUCCCCGCCACUCUGAAAGUGAUCUACACGCGCACGCCGGAGUCGGCGUCCCGGUUUGACGGCUACCGGUUUCGGCUCGAGGCGGCCGGGUCCGAGCCGCGCGAGGAGCUCCGCCCCGCAGACUCCGCCUCGCAGCACGUCGUGUUCCGGGAGCUGGUGCCCGGCCGCCUCUACAACGUCACCAUGUGGACCGUGGCCCGCAACGUGUCUUCGCACCCCGUGCAGCGACAGGCCAGGCUGUUCCCCCGGCCAAUCACGCAGCUGAAUGCGACAGAGAUCGGGGCGCGCUCGGUGGCGCUGCGCUGGGACCGGCCCGCCGGGGACUUCUCGGAGUUCGAGGUGCAGUACCUGGCGGCGGCCGACCAGCUGCAGACGCACUACACGCCGCUGCUGGGCCUCACCGUGCCCGACCUGCGCCCGCACACGCUCUACACCUUCACCGUGGUGGUGGUGGCGGGGUCCCGGGGCUCCAUCCAGACGCUGUCCCGCGCGCACUCGGCCGCCUUCACCACGCGCGAGGCCGUGCCCGGGCCCGUCUCCGACUUCCGCCUCGCCGACGCCGCGCCUCAGUCGCUGAGUUUCGAGUGGUCGCUGCCGGCGGCGGCGCGCAACGGCGUGCUGCGGCGCUUCGUGCUGCAGUACGCGCCCGCGCACGCGCCCGCCGACGCCCGCACCGACAGCUUCCCGCCCGACGCCAGCGGCGGCCGCGUGCUGGACCUGUCGCCAGGCGUGACGUACGCGUUCUCGCUGUGGGCGGAGACCGGCGCGGGCGCGGGCCCCGCCGCGCGGCUGGCGCUGGCCACGCCCAUCGCCGCGCCGCCGCCGCCCGCGCCGCACGCGCUGCCGCUCGAGGUGCCCGGCUCGCGCUCCGUCUCCACGGUGGCCGUGCGCUUCCGGAAGGACUACUUCUCUCCCGCCAACGGCAACGUGACCGCCUACACGCUGGUGCUGGCGGAGGAGCCGCGCAACGACACUCCGGCGCAGCUCCCCAGCUGGCGCGACGUGCACCGCCUGCCCGUGUGGCCGCCCUACCAGGUGACGGAGCCCUACUACCCGUUCCACGGCGCCGCGGUGGAGGAGUUCACGAUCGGCUCGGAGCGCUGCGAGCGCGGCGGCCGCGCCUACUGCAACGGGCCGCUGAAGCCCGGCACGCGCUACUACGUCAAGCUGCGCGCCUUCACCGCGCCCGACAAGUUCACCGACACGCUCUACACCGCGCUCUACACCGAGGUGGACAACACGGCGUGGAUCGCGGGCGCGUGCGCGGGCGGCGCGCUGGCGGCGCUGGGCGCGGGCGCGCUGCUGGCGCUGCGCCGGCGCCGCCAGCGCGCCGCGCCCGCGCCCGCGCCCGCCGCGCCGCGCGCCUCGCGGCCCGUGCGCGUGGCCGACUUCGUCGACCACUACCGGCUCAUGUCCGCCGACUCCGACUUCAGAUUCAGCGAAGAAUUCGAGGAGCUGAAGCACGUCGGGCGCGAGCAACCUUGCACGGCGGCCGAUCUGCCGUGCAACCGGCCCAAGAACCGGUUCACCAACAUCCUGCCGUACGACCACAGCCGCUACAAGCUGCAGCCCGUCGACGACGAGGAGGGCUCCGACUACAUCAACGCCAACUACGUGCCCGGACACAACUCGCCCAGGGAGUUCAUCGUCACCCAGGGCCCGCUGCACUGCACCCGCGACGACUUCUGGCGGAUGGUGUGGGAGUCCGGCUCGCGGGCCAUCGUCAUGCUCACCCGAUGCCAGGAGAAAGGUCGUGAGAAGUGCGACCGCUACUGGCCGUACGACACGCGGCCGGUGUACUACGGCGACAUCGCGGUGACGUCACUCAACGAGUCCCGCUUCCCGGACUGGACCAUCACCGAGCUCAUGGUGUGUCGCGGCAACGAGCAGCGCGUCGUCAAGCACUUCCACUUCACCACGUGGCCGGACUUCGGCGUUCCCGAUCCCCCCACCACCCUCGCCAGGUUCGUGAUGUCGUUCCGCGAGCGCUGCCCGGCGCGCGCCGACUGCCGGCCGGUGGUGGUGCACUGCUCGGCCGGCGUGGGCCGCUCGGGCACCUUCAUCACGCUGGACCGCGCGCUGCAGCAGCUGGCGGCGCGCGCCGACGAGCUGGACAUCUUCGGCAUGGUGCACGCCAUGCGGCGCGAGCGCGUGUGGAUGGUGCAGACGGAGCAGCAGUACAUCUGCAUCCACCAGUGCGUGGUGGCCGUGCUCGAGGGGCAGGACCUGGCGCCCGCGCACAACCACAACCACAACCACCACCACAACCCCGCCUUCGAAGAUGACGAGGGCAUCGCGGAGUCCGGCAUGUAGCCGCCGCCGCCGGCCGCGCGCUCACACCGCGCUGAGGACACUGCUCAAACGUGUCCAUAUUUUAUACAUGACGACGCUUCCACGAGACGAGUUAAUAAUUAGUUAUUCAGUUUUUUAUAUACAACGUAUCUUCCUUAGAAGUACUUUAAAGGAAUUGUCAAUUGUAGCGGCUUUUUUUAACAAUAAACCGCGCCGUCCGACCUCGUACUUAAUUCUCUAUUCAGAUAAAUCUAUUUAUAUCGUUGUACAAUAGUCAUAAGAUUUCGAUAAAUAUAUUUUCGUAGGUUUUUAUUGCGGCAGAAAGAGGCGAACCAUUUUAUGUAUAUAACUGUAUAGAAUAAGUAUUAACCGCGCGAUCUGCUGCCGCUGUUUAUAUUUUUAUAUAAAAUGUAUAGACUUUUAUAUUUCUACUUGUUACAAAUGGACUAAAGCGUACUUAACUAACGUUGAAUCUCAAGUGGUACUUAACUUCCCCUGCGCUCGCCUGAGCUGCCUCUUCGAGAGCGCCCUGUCUUUUUCUUAACAUCAUUACCUUAUUACCAGAACCUGCGCUCAAUAAACAACUUUUAUCAUCAUAAAAUAUUAUAUGUAGGUAUAUAUUUUGUUAAUUCAAAACGAUCUUUCAACGAGGACGUUAUCUUAAACAUUUAGACAGCAAAUGUAAUUAUUUUGAAUAUAUUUGCAACACUACAGUGUUCAUGUAAAAAUUCGUUUUAAUUAUAACGCACCAAUUUAUACCUAUUAAUUUAUAUUGACGAACUUUCAUUUUUGAUGAAACGUUUAACUAUUUGAAAUGUUUAUUUUAUUUCAAUGAUUUAUGGAUUCAUUUUUAGUCAAUUUAAUUUGAACUUGAAAUGUAAGUACUGAAGCUAGUAAUAAUUUCCACGACUGAACGCAGCCAGGCAGUGGCCGCCGCACUCAGCGAGGCAGCUCCUCUUUCCUCUGUUAACCUGACUGCCGAGUCUAUUAUCGAAUUUAAGCAUACACUCGACACGAGUAAUUGUACUAUAACUUAAUAAAUUCGUUUUAUUUUUCUA
Molecule: messenger RNA, 5940 nt
Organism: Amyelois transitella
Lineage: Eukaryota; Metazoa; Arthropoda; Insecta; Lepidoptera; Pyralidae
Gene: Ptp10D
Product: tyrosine-protein phosphatase 10D
Exons: 29
Coding region: 128-4903 (1591 amino acids)
Biological process (GO): protein dephosphorylation
Molecular function (GO): protein tyrosine phosphatase activity; protein binding
Source: RefSeq, a predicted model, not a curated record